GCUGUUGCCUCGGGCAUCAACCGGCCACAGGCCGGACAAAAAGAAAGGGAUCCAAACCACUAUCGUCAUCGAGGUCGAGCCUAGUGCUAGACCCUCGCUCCCCGUCCGUCGCUCUUCGCGCCUUCGUUCGGUCAAGGACAUCGUCUCAGCAAUGCCGUCGUACCUCGGCGGCAGUAGGAAGUCGAGGUCCUACUCGUUUCCGCCAUGCGUUGACAGCAUCGACUUUGGCGAUCGCUCCCAGGCUGACUUGCCGGACAUCGAUGAGGAACCCUUCGCUCACUUCCUUACCCCUGUCGCAGAAGAAGACGACCCUUAUGAUCCACUGUCGUUGAGCGCAGGCAUCACCGUUCAUGACACCCCCCGAACGUCGAAAGCAUCCAAGUUCAAGUCCACGGUCGCAGACAAAUGGGCUCGCUACGUCAAGACCAACCACGCUCAGCUACACAGCCACUAUCACACUCCCAGGCCAGACAACGAUGACGAGUCCUUCAUGCAGCUCGAGGACGACCGCUUGAACGAUACUCCACACAUGGUAACGCAGCUCACCUCGCCUACACCAAGGAUCACUGUUACAGACACCAAUGAGCCCAGCCGAGGUCGAGCACAAGAACUUCUAUCACGUAAGGCGCGCAGCCGCCGCCGAUACGCGCGAACCCUCUCCGGCCAUCGUCAUUCAUGGAGGGAGCCCAGCCCGGAUCUCUUCACCGUCGACGAAUCCGAGGAAGACGACAUGCCUUCACUGAGGCGUACAAAGUCGAAGAAGACCAAGGAUGGCGUGGAGCGCCGGAGGUCGUCGAGAUCGCGGUCGAACGCGAGGGGCGAGGUCGCCGAGAGGUCAAGAUUGUAAAGAGCAAAGGGCGCACACGCUUGGGGACAUCCAGAUUGUCACACCGGUCACACAAGCUUGGGAGCAUUAGAAGAGUGUCGCAAGAGCAUUGGGGCCUUUGCAUUGGGCGGCGUUGAGGC
Messenger RNA from Trematosphaeria pertusa, 966 nucleotides. RefSeq lists its product as uncharacterized. The transcript has a single exon. The record is from RefSeq and is a predicted model, not a curated record. Lineage: Eukaryota; Fungi; Ascomycota; Dothideomycetes; Pleosporales; Trematosphaeriaceae. The coding region runs from base 152 to 847 and encodes 231 amino acids.